UUCUUUGAAUCAUUUUACUUCGAAAUUCUGAAAUUUCAAGCCCGAAAUACCACAGUUUUCAGUAUUAUUACUUUGGAGCGCUAACCCCAUUUCAUCUUCUGAUUUGAGUUCGAUUCAUCUUCAUAAAAAAACUCCUGUGGAUACCACAUGCUAGCAUUUGCUUUUGCCUCAUCUUUGAUUACUUUAGAAUUGCACUUGUAAUUACAUUACCAUCGCUCUUUUUGUAACUUUGAGGUACAAAAGGCUUGUAAUCAUUUCACUUACCUUCUGCGUUCAAACUUAAUCCAAUCUGGGAAUUCCAAAUCCCGUAAAAGUUACCCUUAAUUAACCUCUCCAAGGCAUUUAAAAUCCUUAACCCACACCCGAAAGUGCGCCACUCCAUAAAUCCGGGCAAUUUAUUUUCCCGUUUAGAGCGUAAGCGUUGUGAAUGUGGUCCGCAAUCCGUUAGAUUAUCAAGUGUCGUCUAACGUUUGUUGCCACAACCCAUCCUAAUUCCGUUCGGUCAUUGUUUCUACAUCUCUCAUUAUCUUUGGACCUUUUCUACCCUAGGGAAAAAUUAAAUCUUUCAAACUUGACUGAAUUUUAGGCAUCAAAAGUCUUCAGACUUUAUUUUCCAUAAAAUUUCCCUGAACUGAAGAUGCUCGAAAUGAAGAUACUUUUUGUGUGUAUUUUUCUGGCUGUAAUGAUUUGCAACCUGAGCUCGAAUGUGGAGGCAGCCAAACCGAAAUUGAUUCCAGAAGAUUAUGACAAGGAUUUGAGGCCAGGAUUUCUGAAAGGCGAGACGGACUUGGUGCUGUUUGGUCUGCACAUCUACCAAAUUGGUCCACUUUCCGAAUCAGACAUGAGCAUGACGCUGGACAUCUACUUGCGGGCCUACUGGAACGACACUCGUCUGCAGUCUGCAGCUGACUACCUUUUCAACAGAAGUAGUGACAACCCAAAUGUGAAACCCCCCAGUUAUGUCAACUUGAAGGGGGUGUAUGCAGAUGCAAUUUGGAGACCCAACAUAUACUUUCUGGAUUCCAUGUUGGAAAACACACCCGCCGAAGUGUCUCAGAGCAGCAUCACAGUCUUGACGAAGAAUAGUCUGGUGAUGUCGUCUAAGCGUGUGGUGUUAAAAUCCAGAUGUGCCCUGGAUCUGCGCCAGUUUCCCCUAGACAGACAAACGUGUCCUCUCUGCUUUUCCAGCUACGAGUACAAAGAUAGUGAACAGUUGAUCUCUUGGAAGCCCAAUGCAGUGGACAUAGACCCUAACCUGAACUCCACAGCCACAUUUGACAUAGUACCCUCUCUUGUUAAAGAGACACACACGCAGCAGUGGGGAGACGACAUUUUCUACACUAAGCUGUGUGUACACGUGCAGUUCAAGCGGAAGUUUCACAUCUACAUCGUGACCAUGUUCCUGCCCAGCAUCAGUUUGGUGGGGCUGAGCUGGGUGUCAUUUUGGAUUGACAAGAAGGCUGUGCCAGCCAGAGCAGGACUCACCAUCACCACCAUCUUAGCCCAGAUCACACUCAUCACUGGCACUGCAAACAA
Symsagittifera roscoffensis is the source of this 1536-nucleotide messenger RNA. Its product is annotated as gamma-aminobutyric acid receptor subunit rho-2-like. Gene Ontology annotation, biological process: signal transduction; nervous system process; chemical synaptic transmission. Gene Ontology annotation, molecular function: extracellular ligand-gated monoatomic ion channel activity; transmembrane signaling receptor activity; neurotransmitter receptor activity. The record is from RefSeq and is a predicted model, not a curated record. Gene Ontology annotation, cellular component: neuron projection; plasma membrane; synapse. Lineage: Eukaryota; Metazoa; Xenacoelomorpha; Acoela; Convolutidae.